AUGGGUUACCAGAUUUCGUCUAACAUGGUACCGUCCGAGCUCAUCCUCGAGAUGGCCGAGUACCACUUUCCUGCCGCGCCGCCUCCCCUCGCGAGACUUGACCUGGGCGCUAACGCUCGAUUCCUUAACGAUCGGAUGGAGUUCAACGAGACUCUUCACCCCAACCGUCGGUUUGCUGCAGAGCGUCGUAUCCCUGAGCCUCCGGCUUUUCAUACCGUUCGCGGGCGCCUUGGUUGGAUAGGUCUCCUCCACAUGUCACGGCACACUCGCUCAGCGCUCGACGUCCCACAGUUCUGGGCAGCGUCCAUCGGGCGGUUGCCACCCAGUGCCACACUCGAUAUGCUCGAUCGCAGCGCUGGCCGUCCGCUCGACGUUUAUCUCGACUCCACGCCCUGCCGUGCUGGUGAUUCCAGAAUGACGGGGUUUCUUCUCAACGGCACCGUCCCGCUCGCGCGCGUUAGUUCUUUUACCUUCGUGGAUGUUCGCGUCGGUGUCGAUCCUGACAUCACGAUUCUUCCCUUCCUUUCUCUCAUGCUGGCCCUCCAGUCCGUCGACUUUUACGCUGCACUUUCCGAGCAAGGCCGUGGCCACACCGGUCCUCCGCCUGCUCCAAUCCGGUUCAGCAUUUCCGACAUCACCCUCCCCAUUCAGCCUUGCACGGCAUCUUUUACAAACUUUGUCGCCCGCGUGCGAGACGUCACACAUCUUUCCAUCUUGCAAACGUUCCUAGGCGGGGACUCGCAAGCCUGGGCUGUCACUCGCGAGGAGCUUCUGCACGUCUUGUCCCUGUCUUGCGACAUGCUGCAGCCCCUCCGCCUCAACAUCAUGUAUCCGGCGCCAAUAUUGCCCGCCAAUUCGGCGUCCUUCGAUGACUUUGCCGAGGCCGGGGACACGAUCUCCGUCGUGCGCCGUUUCGCCGAACGCUUGUUAUUCCCGCCCGACGCGGAGGUCGAGGUACACGGGUUCUGCAUCGAGAAUGUGCUGCUGCGGGAAGACGACAUCGCCCAGUACUUUGCCGGCGGUGGCCUUGCGCCUGCAACCUUUUGCAGCAUUAACGCUCCUGAGGUGAAGCCCGAGAGCGCGGAGGAAUAUACCUUGUACCGCAUUCGGGUCCGGUUCUCCACCGCUGCAGCUGACGCUGCCUUGACGUUCCGCAUCCGCACUCGGGCCGGGCUGUAUACCACCACCAUCGCCAGUCAGCUCGAUAGCCUCGUCAGCAUUGUCGCCCGCUCCAGCCCGAGCGGUGUUUCCCUCUACGCACCGCAUGUGGAGAUGCCUGGGGGUUACCAGCGCGCCCGCGAGGGCAUGCAUUACAGCCAGGUCGUUACUGGGCCAAUCGCAACUGCUCCCCGCGUCAAACACGUCUGGCGCCCACAGGGAAUCCUGGUCGGGUAG
This is a messenger RNA of Peniophora sp. CBMAI 1063, 1395 nucleotides long. NCBI's taxonomy places the organism in Eukaryota, Fungi, Basidiomycota, Agaricomycetes, Russulales, Peniophoraceae. The record is from the annotation of a GenBank genome assembly.